Molecule: messenger RNA, 3629 nt
Organism: Schistocerca cancellata (South American locust)
Lineage: Eukaryota; Metazoa; Arthropoda; Insecta; Orthoptera; Acrididae
Exons: 18
Coding region: 240-3263 (1007 amino acids)
Source: RefSeq, a predicted model, not a curated record
UACCCGCGCUACAAAUGUUUGUGCUGGCGGUUUUGUUUGGAGCGGUUUGAAAUUUUGUGUUGCUUGUCUGUUUGUUUACGAUUGACGAACGUUUGUCGAAAAUGUUUAAAGAGAAGUUAUUUCUGUGUGUUUGCACCGCGUGUAUUUUUGGAUAAAAUGAUAGGGUCUUUUACGUAAAUCCGUACGACUAGGAACAGAGUGGAUUAUGCGUAAACCUACAUAUCUGCUCCUGAUGAACAAUGGACACAUUUAAAAAGCCAGAAAGGGUUCCACCAAGGAAAACAGUAAAGGGUAGCCAGCAAGAUACACACUACUGUGCAAGACUCGAGUCCUCUGUAACAUCCGCUUCCCCAUCAACAUCACUUUGUUCACAACAGUCUAAAUGCGAUAACUAUAGCUACGCUGCAAGUUUUUACAAAAGUGUUAUAAAUAACAGUACUUUAUCCAAUGACUCAAGAGUUCUACACGAUUCUUCUCAGUUACACAGUUCUGUAAAGAAGUUUGGUGAAACUAUGUGGCUUGAGCUUAUAAAUACUGUCAGUAAGUGGCAGGUUGAGGGAUUUGCUGAAAAGUGCAAGGAAAUGAAAAUGAGGGCAGCUCUGUCAAAAGGCAAUUUACAUAAGAAAGUGGUGUUCUUUGAAAGAUGGUGGUGUGUUUUAACAGAUGAACUCGAUCUCUGCAUUCAGGGAUUUGUGGAGAACAAGAGUGGUAUGGUUCAGACUGAACCCAUAAUAAAACGAAUGGAUUCCCAUACUGUGGCCUGUCGAAAUUAUUUAUGCAAACUGAAAAAUUUCAGUGAUGAAGACUGUGUUUCAGGUUUACCACACUUCAUUAAAAACAGAUUUGCUUGUGGAUUCCCUGAAGAUUGGAAACUUUUAAGAAGACAAUGGACCAUGUUUUUAAAAGCAGGUGAACCACAAGAUUUUCAGUGGAAGGGAAAUGACAAUGCAGCUAUUUUAGACAACUGUUCUUCCAUCCAAAAGCCCCCUGGACAAUCAUCACAAGAAAGUAGUUGUGAGGAAUUCACAAACAAAACUCAAAAGAGGAAUUCAUUGCUUACCAAUAAUAAGUUCACAGAAAGAGUUCUUGGACUUGGUUCUAAUAAUGCUGUUGUUGAAAAACGUGAUACUAAAAAUACAGGAAACCGACCAUGUUUAGAAGAAGAAAGAACUAACUGUGAACCACAAGAUUUUCAGUGGAAGGGAAAUGACAAUGCAGCUAUUUUAGACAACUGUUCUUCCAUCCAAAAGCCCCCUGGACAAUCAUCACAAGAAAGUAGUUGUGAGGAAUUCACAAACAAAACUCAAAAGAGAAAUUCAUUGCUUGCCAAUAAUAAGUUCACAGAAAGAGUUCUUGGACUUGGUUCUAAUAAUGCUGUUGUUGAAAAACGUGAUACUAAAAAUACAGGAAACCGACCAUGUUUAGAAGAAGAAAGAACUAACUGUGCAAUCCCUAAAAGAAAUAAACCAGAAUGUAGCAACACUGCUACAACUACAAAGAAACAUUUUCUGGCAACUAAAAGAAGUUUUGAUAUUGUUAAUGAUAGUGAAAACUCAAGUGAUGAAGAUAAUGGCAUUGUCAACUUGGGGACGAAUUGCCAAGAUGCAAAAAUCAAUGAUAAUCAGUAUGGAAAUAAGGAGCAAUCGGUUGUCGUGAGAAGAAAUAAUACACCUCAAGCAUUGGUGGGUAAUGAAGUAUUACUGGAGAAGUGGCUGCCCGUCUUGAAGGGGAGACAACUCUGCUUCAAAGGAGUCAGGUCUACAGGGAGCACAUACAACGAUCACACAACAGCUGCAGUAAAAUCAAGACUUAAAAGUGAUACUGUGACACUCGUUGAUGGCAGUACCUGCAAGCUUAUAGGACAGCUUCAUGAUGUGCAAAAUUGUUUGCCUGCAGAAAUUGGAUCUAAGUUCAAAUGUGGAAUGCCACUGCAUUGGCGGAAAGCAUUAGAAAUAUGGAUUACCUAUGCCAACAUUGCUAAAGGUACAUCUGCUACAAGAAGUGAAUCUCCAUACUUGAAUAACCAGCAACAAGGAAAUGUGAAAACAAGCUCACGGGGCCGUAUUUUGCUGCGACCAGUGAAACACUGGUUAGGUGAGACUCCUUCAUCAGUCAUUAACUGUAUGGCAGACAACAAUAAAGAGAAAAAUAAUGACGUACGAGAGAAACUAUGGAAUGAUCAAGGCUCAAACGCUUUGCCUGCUGUGAAAAGUGACAGAGUGCAAAGUGCAGGUUACAAGAAAAAAUGUGAGAUGUUGAACAAGCCGGAGGCAGUACCACCAAAAAGCGUAAAAAAUGCAGUCAACUCAACACGAAAGAAAGAAUUAGUUUACAGAAACGUAAAUAAAAGUAAGAAAGAACAGCAGCCAUCUAUACCUGACACAGACAAAGUUGUGAAUAGUGAUCCUUUAGAUGGCAAUAACUGUCCAGAAAAUCAAUUUGAAAACCCAAUUCAUUUUACAAAUUCAGAAAGGAGAGUUCUGAAAAGUGGAAACAAACAAAUCAAUGCACAAAAAGAAAGUUCCAAUGCCAUAAUGUACAAGAACAAGAGUGAUGGUGUUGGUAAGAAUGAAGUUUCUCAUAGUAUCCACUCAAUUAAUAAAAUCAAUUAUGGAAAUUUAAAGCCAAAUACUACAGUCCCAGUAUUAGGCAAAGAUAGUAAAGAUUCCACCAAUGACAAAAAUAGUAAGCACGCCACCAAGAAAACUAAAAAUAUGAAAACAAGUGAUAUGGGCUAUGAUUUUACAGAUUUUCUCGGGAAACCCCCACGUACCCUGAAGCAGAGGAAGAAACUGGCCAAAAUAGUCAAAACAAUAUCACAAAAUAACAAAAAAAAUGUGGAUUUUUUUGAUGAUACUUCAGAAGAUCAUGAAAAUAGUAGGGUGGAGUGGGAUGAUUUUAUAGAUUUGAGUGAUUGUGCAACUUUUAACAUUGGAGAAGAAACACCACGUUCAAAGUUACUUCAUGGAAGUUGUUUGAAGACACCUGAGACUUCUCCAUCGCGCUCUAUAUUCCAGAUAACACCAUGUAAUAGUGGUGAAGUUCUGCGAUACGUUCAUCAACAGAAGACAAAAAAAGACAGAGCUGUUGAAAAGAAAGAUGCAAAGAAAACAAAAUUAUCUUUUAUUCAUACCACAACAGAAAAUCAGGCUGCAAAUGACAUAUAUGCAGCACUUCUGAAGGAAGAAACCAUCCCAAAACAUAUAAUAACCAAAGCAAUGAAUGUUGACAGUGAUGAUAGUUCAUCUGAAUCUUUUGACUGAUGUGAUUAACAUAAAUAGCUGGGCCAUAGUAUUUUAUGUGCUGUGCAGUGAUGGCUUGUCUGAUUAGUGUCUUCUUUCUGUGGCCCAGCACAGUUAAAAAGAACCACCAAGCUACCAAACUCCUCUGUGGGCAAACAUGUUGUGGUGAGGGUGCAUAUGCAUACAUGCAAGUAUGAAAAAUGAGUGUAACUCCACAACCAGACUGCAGUCGCCUUUGGGGACCCCAUAGUUGUGACACUGUAAUUUCCUGAUCAAGUGUUGUGUUGGAUGUAUGACUAGAUCAUUUAUUUAGUAAUAACUGAUACAAUAAAAGGAAAAAUUCUUGAAGGUUCAUUGUAAAGUACUGUUCCAUGGUAUGUUUGAAAU